CGAAGCAUUAGGCGGAGCUUGCUCAGAUAGAUCGCGGAGUGACCUCACUGAGACCUUUGCCAGUCAUUUUGUAUUGGCACCGACACCGGCGGUGUAUGAGUGUCACAAGGGCAUUAUUAACUCAGGAGCCUCACUCGGACAUCAUGGGCAUGGGAGAGGCACGUCCGCUGCUCGCGCGCUCCGUGGGCUCAUCCGCUGGCUCGACGACCAGCUCCAGACGCGUGCGUAUCAACCGCUGGCAGAGUCUCAACGCGCCGCAGUCCUACGAGACUAUCUACAAUACCCUGUUCAACUAUGCGCCAGCCAGCGUCGUGGCGUUCGGCGGACUCGCGCUGCUCAUCGGCGUGCUCGUGCUGAUCCACACGCAACACCUCGUCACCACGGCAGACCUCCCGCGCAGCUCAUUGGGCACAAUCAAACCCAUUGCAACGCCCGUGGCGCCUCAGAUCCGCGCAGAUGCCACUAAUUGCUCGGAACUCUGGAUCGAGCAGCGCAUCGACCACUUCUCGUGGCUCCCAGCGGAGGCAGUGGAUAAUGCUGAUCCCAACGCCCCGCCUAGUGGUCUACCAGCAACCUACAAGCAGCGAUACUUGCUAAAUACACAGUUCUGGGACCCGAAGGACAAGAAAGCACCCGUGUUUUUCUACACGGGCAACGAAGGCGACGUGACGCUGUAUGCCAACCACACUGGACUCAUCUGGGAGAACGCACAGGCUUUCAAAGCUCUUGUUGUGUUUGCUGAGCACCGCUAUUAUGGCAAAAGCUUCCCGUUCGGGGACAAAUACAUGGACCAUCUGGGCUAUCUUAGUCAUGACCAAGCACUCGCCGACUACACGGAACUUAUUUAUCAUCUACAGAAGAAGCACGACGCCUUCAAUCACCCAGUCAUCGCAUUCGGUGGGAGCUAUGGAGGUAUGCUCUCAGCUUGGUUCCGCAUGAAAUAUCCAGGCAUUAUCGCGGGUGCUAUCGCCGCGUCGGCUCCAAUCUACGGCUUCGGUGGUUUCCCUGCUUUCGACGGCCAGAAGUACUGGCAAGUGGUGACCAGAGAUGCAUCUCCAGCUGCAGGAUCAGCGAAGAAUUGUGUGCUAAACGCCCAGAAAUCGUGGCCACAAAUAUUUGAACUUGCCAAGACGGAGAGUGGACGCUCCACGUUGUCUUCAGUUUUCAGACUAUGUGAGCCGUUGACAAAAGAGGAACAGGGCGAGGACUUGGCCAUGUCGGUAUUGUUUGCCUUCGACACAUUGGCAAUGGGCGAUUUUCCGUAUCCGUCCAGCUACCUUACAGGAGGUGCAGUGGAGCUUCCUGCAUGGCCUGUACGCGAAGCCUGCUCAUAUUUGGCUGGCGACUUCUCAACGUCAACUUUCAGACAGGAAGGUGUGGAUACGACGCUGUUGGAGGCACUUCGAGAUGCCGCCAACGUGUUCCACAACGCGACUGGGGACUUGACCUGCUUUAAGAUUCCUACUUUGUGGGACUAUGACGGUAUCUGGGACUACCAAUACUGCACUGAGAUGCUACCACAGGAGACGUACUUCACCACGAACGGCAAGACGGACAUGUUCUGGUCGCGUAACACCACGUUUGAGGAGAUCCGAGCGCAUUGCCAACGCGACUGGCACACGACACCCGACCCGGAUGGGAUCCGCGUGAGCUAUGGCGACGAUAUGCUGCGAUCAGCGUCCAACAUCGUCUUCAGUAAUGGACUGCUGGAUCCGUGGAGCAGUGCCGGUGUCCUACACGCCCCCAAGGACUCAAAGGUGACGAUCGUUGAAAUUGCCGAGGGCGCUCACCACCUGGAUCUGUUUUUCAGCCACCCAAAGGACCCACCGUCGGUCAUAUCCGCGCGCAAGACUGAGAUUAAAAUGAUCCACGAGUGGAUCGACGAGUUCGAAGCGUACACGUGAGGCAAGUGAGGCUUGUAUUAUGCAUGUGGCGGCAAGUAGGUCGUUUGUAAAAAGUUGAAGUUUCAAGGAAGAAAACACUUUUUCUUAGUUUGCGAGUAUUAGAACAUUUUGAGAAAAGCGCUUUUCCGCUCAGCUUUUCCUUUUUUGAAUGACUUAUUUUGUUGGAUCAACACGU
Molecule: messenger RNA, 2079 nt
Organism: Phytophthora nicotianae INRA-310
Lineage: Eukaryota; Oomycota; Peronosporomycetes; Peronosporales; Peronosporaceae
Exons: 2
Coding region: 96-1904 (602 amino acids)
Biological process (GO): proteolysis
Molecular function (GO): serine-type exopeptidase activity; dipeptidyl-peptidase activity
Source: RefSeq, a predicted model, not a curated record